AUGGUCCUCAGUCUGUCGGGUGUUCCUUGCGUGUUGCGGCCACUCUGGCUCGUCGGUGCACUCUGCGCUCCUUUUUUACCUUCUGUGCGCGCUCAGUCGACAGGAGUUUCCGUGUCUAUUCCUUCGUCUCCGGCCACUUCAAACGUUGUACACCCGAAUUUCUUGGGAAUCUCGCUGGAGCUGAGUGCGAUCAAUCUGUACUUCGGAAAUGAUACAUCAUCAACUCCGGCGCCUGUUCAAAACUACUUCACCACGUUGAGGAAUUUUACGAGCGGAGACUACCCUCUGCGCCUGCGCAUAGGUGGCAACUCUAUGGAUAGUGCCACAUACAAUGCCUCUCAAUCUCCCAUCCUCAUCUCGACGGAUCCUAAUGCUAAUCCGAACGAUGAAAUUGUCGACUUUGGCCCGGUUUUCUUCGAUGUAAUUGACAAGAUCGGCCAGGAAUUCAACGCGCAAUAUUUGUUAGGUCUUAGUCUGCGGGAUCCUACAAACACGAAUAAUGCUAUAGUUGCUGCUGCCUCUCAGCAGAAGUUGGGAGAUAGACUGGAUGCUUUCCUUCUUGGAAAUGAGCCGGACUUGUAUACCGCUCAUGGAGACAGGCCUAAUAUCCAGAAUUACACUGUGUCGGAUUAUGUACAGGAAUUUGGGACGGCCUCAAGUCUCCUCACGAAUACGUCUGCCGGAAAUAUACUCUCUCUAGCAAACAUUGCAGGGCCUACAAUCUGCUGCAACUGGGAUCUGGCGACUACUUUGCAGCAAGACUGGCUAUCAACAUACGCCUCUGAGCUGAAGUACAUCACAGUGCAGCACUACACUCAAAACAACUGUGACGGCAGCGGAAAAGGCAGAUAUACCUUGGCGUACUAUCUUCAACACUCCAGCACCGUCGAGCUAGGUCAAUGGGAAAUCGACGGUAUCCAAUACGCUCUGACCAACCCAAAUCCCAAACCCGUUAUCAUGGACGAAUUCAACUCCGCAUCCUGCGGUGGCCUGCCUGGCAUCUCGGAAACCUUCGGCGUCGCACUCUGGACGGUCGAUUAUUCGCUACAGCUCGCCUCGGUCGGAUACACGGCCGCGUACCUCCACACUCGCGAACCUGGAGUAACGUACAAUAUCUUCCAGCCCACGACCUCGUCAGAAUGGGGGACGGGGGCACCGUUCUACGCCUACCUGCCCGUUGCGGACGCGCUUUCGGUCGCAUCGGGGAGCGCCGUCGUCGUCGAUCUUAAUAUUGCGAACUCGACUACGGAUCCGAAGGCGACAGCGGCGGGGUAUGCGAUCUAUGAUGCGAACGCGACGAAUAUCAGUAGUGUCGUGUUGUUCAACUUCGCCAACUCCUCAGGCGCUACAGAGAACUUCACGCUCCCAUCUAGCAUCGUUUCUCAGUCCGGAGGGUCGACAAAGGUCACAGUUCGAUACCUCGUCGCACCGAGUGUCAACGAAGAUACAUACAUCGCGUAUGGUGGACAGACGUAUGCGGGUGUGACGGAUGGGACUGCUGUGUCGGCGACGUGGAAUGUAGGAGGUUUGGAUGCGUCGUCGUUCGCGGACACGGAGGUGGAUUGUGCGAGUGGGUGUGAUAUCGCUGUUCCGGGCCCUGGAUUGGCAGUGAUCUAUUCUGCUGCUGUUGUGCGCAGUUCGCCGUCGAGUAGCGGGAAUAGUAGUACGACAGGGAGUGAUACUGAUAGCUCUUCUGCUGGAGGGCGGACAGGCUCGGAUUCGAUAAUGGGCGGUAUGGUGCUGGCGUCAGUUUUCCUUUCCGUUGUUUGUAUGUGGAGUUAGAUGGUAGAUGUGCUAUUCGUCUGUUCUUGCCCGUGUGUGUGUUUCGGUACUAUUGGACUUUUUUCUUUCUUGGACUCGUAACUCGGCUACGUAGAUUGUACAAGCUGUGUCCGUUUAUUGCUGUUGUGAUGAUCCUUGCCACAUCCCAUACGAACUUUUCAA
Molecule: messenger RNA, 1944 nt
Organism: Stereum hirsutum FP-91666 SS1
Lineage: Eukaryota; Fungi; Basidiomycota; Agaricomycetes; Russulales; Stereaceae
Exons: 8
Coding region: 1-1782 (593 amino acids)
Source: RefSeq, a predicted model, not a curated record